This is a messenger RNA of Phymastichus coffea, 1332 nucleotides long. RefSeq lists its product as uncharacterized. Lineage: Eukaryota; Metazoa; Arthropoda; Insecta; Hymenoptera; Eulophidae. Gene Ontology annotation, cellular component: plasma membrane. Gene Ontology annotation, biological process: detection of chemical stimulus involved in sensory perception of smell; sensory perception of smell. Gene Ontology annotation, molecular function: odorant binding; olfactory receptor activity. Bases 1 to 1188 code for a protein of 395 amino acids. The transcript is spliced from 9 exons. The record is from RefSeq and is a predicted model, not a curated record.
AUGAAUCUUUAUGAAAGCGAUUAUUGGAAAUUAACGGUCUUCUUACAGAAACAUACUGGCCUUUGGCUUUUCCAAAACAAACCAUGGAAAAAUUAUAUAGCGUGGAUUUACGUGUAUAGUUUUACAAUUUCAUUUAUGGUGUCAAUGGGUAUACGAUGGUACAACGAACUUGGCGUUAAUAUAGACAUUGUAAUAGAAAAUGCUAUUGGAGAAAUAUAUUUGUCCGUUGUAUUUUUCAAACUUACUAACAAUAUUCUGUACCGAAAUAAACUCAUACGUCUCUAUGAAAAAAUAGCUUAUGAUUGGAAAAUUAUAAAAGAUAUAGGAGAACUAAAAGUACUGCACCGCUACACAGAGAUCGGUAGUAAAAUUGUUCGUUUGUAUUCAGGUUACAUGAUCAUUGGAGUGGCGGUAUUUUUGUCAAUGCCUAUAUUUUCUCCAGUUUUGGAUUAUAUAAUUCCUCUAGAAAAUGGAACUCGACCAAAGGCACUGCCUUACUACGCUGAAUAUGGUAUCGACAUAGAAAAACAUUACUAUCCCAUGAUCGCUCAAGCCGUAUUUGGUGGAGUGGGAACUAUAUCAGUUCUUGUGACCUUUGAUCUUGGCUUCAUGUUGAUUGUUCAACACGUCGUAGCAUUGUUUAAAAUUGUGAAUUUCCGUUUAUCCAAAGCUGCCCAGAUAGCUGCUACUAUAAAUAUUGGUAGUGAUAAUAUUGCAAUGAAGGAUUGCGCUGCCCGUCGCUACGUUGUGCAAGCAAUCGAGAUACACCAAACAGCGAUAAAUUACGUUGAUAUCGUUGAAAAUUGUUACAAUAUAGCGUGGCUUAUUAUACUUGUCUCCAAUAUGAUAAUGGUUGGAGGUGGAAUGUCAAUAUUACUCAUGAAGUUAAGCAGACCUGAAGAGUCCUUGAGGUACGCAGUAGUUGUGUGUGCAACUUUUAUACACUUUUAUUACAUAUUUCUUCCCGGACAAAAACUCAUAAAUUCCAGUAGGGAUAUAUUUGAUCAGUGUUACGCGUGUAAUUGGUUCAACUUAUCACAAAAAUCUAAACGCUUAAUCCAGAUUAUGAUGAUUAGAAGUCUUAAACCUUCUGAAUUAACUGGUGGUAAAAUGUUUAUAUUAUGUAUGGAUACUUAUUGCAAUAUGAUGAAAACAGGCUUUUCCAUAUUUACAGUUUUUAAUUCUUAAGAGAAGAAAAAAGUACUACAAUAAUCAUCAAAUGAUGCCUCGUGCUUUUUCAUUACUGUAUUGUAGUGAAUUGUAAUUAAUUUUCGUAAUCAUUUUGUAGGUAACCAUAAAAACACUUUUUACAAAAGUAAAAGGUUGCAUGAA